ACUAGCGAGAGAGAGACAAAGUCGUUGAAGCAAAUGUUCCUGGAACAUUUAAAUCAGAAUCACAUUAAUUUAAUUCAUUACACAAGGUCAAAGCUUAUCCUUCACAUAAACAAAUACUUAGGUUUGGUUUCAGACUUGCUUGCACUGCAUAACAAAGCAAGCAGACAAGUCAUAUAUAUAUAAACACAGAGACAUUUACUCAAUGAAACAUAGGAAAAAAACAAAGAACCUGAAAAAGGGCUUUGAAUCUUGGUGUUAUGGAGAUCAAGGUUGAUGAAGAAGCAGGGAUCAGUGAAGCUCGUCGCAUGAUCCAAGAAGAAGAGGAAGUUCCACUUCUGGAGGAGGAUCGAAUUCUAAUCCAAACUCGAGAGUUUCCUGCAAUAGAAAGGAACACAUGGAUACAAAAGGCAAUAGGUCAAACUUUUCAAACCACAGCUCAUCUAGCUAACCUCUUACCAACAGGGACGGUUCUUGCAUACCAAAUCUUAUCACCAAUCUUCACAAACGCUGGAAGCUGCAGUUUAGCUAGCAGAUUCAUGACCGCAACGCUAGUUUUCAUCUGUGGAUUCUCUUGUUUCAUACUUAGUUUCACAGAUUCUUACAAGGACUUGAAUGGGAACUCUUGCUAUGGAUUUGCUACGUUCAAUGGCUUCUGGAUCAUUGACGGCUCAGCUACGCUUCCUCCAGAACGUGCCAUAACUUAUAAGCUGCGGUUUAUAGACUUUGCACAUGCUAUUAUGUCGUUUCUGGUGUUUGGAGCAGUGGUUAUGUUUGAUCAGAAUGCGGUCAAGUGUUUCAUCCCUGAACCAUCAGCUGAAGCAGCUGAGAUUCUCACAGCUUUGCCGGUAGGAAUAGGUGUGUUUUGUAGUAUGAUGUUUGCUACAUUUCCUACUACACGUCAUGGUAUCGGUUUCUCCAUCUCUGAUUAAUGAUGUCCUGAUUCAAUCAUUUCACAACUUUGGAUUCUGAACUUAUUCUUUGUUGUAUUUGAAUAGAGUAUCUCAAUGUUUUGUGUAAACUGUUCAUGGAAUAUUCAAAUCAAAAUC
Molecule: messenger RNA, 1046 nt
Organism: Raphanus sativus (radish)
Lineage: Eukaryota; Viridiplantae; Streptophyta; Magnoliopsida; Brassicales; Brassicaceae
Product: protein DMP6-like
Exons: 1
Coding region: 258-929 (223 amino acids)
Biological process (GO): endomembrane system organization
Source: RefSeq, a predicted model, not a curated record